UCCCCCUCAUACUAGUAGGAACAUUUUGUUCGAUAUACACGCUCAGAAGGGAAGGCAAGUAAAAGUUGUUUAUUAAAAUGCCUUCUGGCAAAAACUUCAGGAGGCGAAGAGACUCUUCAGAUGUGGAAGAGGAUGAAACGACUCGGGAAGUCAGAUGCAAAGUAGAAGAGGCCAAAGAGCUGCAAGGUUUGCGGCGACGUCAGAAAGGAGUCAGCGUGACUGCCUUAUUGGUUGGAGAAAAAUUGCCACCUGAGGUUGAGAUUGAUAAUGACCCCUUUAAACUCAAAACUGGAGGGGUUGUUGACAUGAAAAAAGUCAAGGAUCGGAAUCGAGACAUGACAGAGGAGGAGACAGAUCUUAAUCUGGGUACCUCCUUUUCAGCCGAGACAAACAGAAGAGAUGAAGAUGCUGACAUGAUGAAAUACAUUGAAACAGAGCUGAGAAGAAAAAAAGGCCUCGUGGAGGCAGAGGAACAAAAGGUCAAGGUGAAAAACGCAGAGGACCACCUGUAUGAGCUGCCUGAGAACAUUCGGGUCAACUCUGCCAAGAAGACAGAAGAGAUGUUGUCAAAUCAAAUGCUGAGUGGAAUCCCUGAAGUCGACCUUGGGAUUGAUGCGAAGAUAAAGAACAUCAUCCAGACAGAAGAAGCCAAAGCCAAACUGCUUGCAGAACAAAGGAACAAGAAAAAAGACAACGGAACAUCAUUUGUACCUACCAACAUUGCUGUCAACUAUGUCCAGCACAAUCGCUUCUAUCAUGAGGACUCUAACGCAGCUCACAGGCAUCACAGACGAGAUAGAGAGGAACCCAAACCAAGACCACUGCGCGUGGGGGACACUGAGAAACCUGGACUAGAGACAUCGGAGCCACCUAACUUCCGCAAACGACCAAAUAACGAAAAGGCUACUGAUGACUACCAUUACGAGAAGUUCAAGAAGAUGAAUCGACGAUAUUAAUGCUUUGAUGGAAAACAUCUGCUGAGAAUGGAGCCUCCUUCCCAUCAAAUGGCCAAAGAAAAAGGCUGCCCCAGUGUAUUAUGAUGAAAAAAAGGCAAGGUAGAUCUAGUUACAUUUAGGUUUUUUUUUU
Syngnathus acus (greater pipefish) is the source of this 1086-nucleotide messenger RNA. RefSeq names its product chromosome 9 C9orf78 homolog (gene c9h9orf78). The transcript has 9 exons. The record is from RefSeq and is a predicted model, not a curated record. Gene Ontology annotation, biological process: mRNA splicing, via spliceosome. Bases 78 to 956 code for a protein of 292 amino acids. Lineage: Eukaryota; Metazoa; Chordata; Actinopteri; Syngnathiformes; Syngnathidae. Gene Ontology annotation, cellular component: spliceosomal complex.